CCCCCGCGGGUUGCGGGGCGGGGGAGGGAUAAAAAGGACAUGGUGCGGGGAUGGCCCGGCCCGCCGACACCUUCCCGCUGCACCGGCUCGUCUGGCACAACCGGCACCAGGCGCUGGACAGCGCCCUGCGCGCGGGGACGCAUGACGUGGAGCUGACGGACCCCCGUGGGCGGACACCCCUGGAGCUGGCCGUGUCCCUGGGCCACCUGGAGUCGGUGCGGGUGCUGCUGCGGCACAACGCCAACGUGGGCCGGGAGAACGCCAACGGAUGGACGGUGCUGCAGGAGGCCGUGAGCACGGGGGACCCCGAGAUGGUGCAGCUGGUGCUCCAGUACCGCGACUACCAGCGCGCGACGCGGCGGCUCGCCGGCAUCCCCGAGCUGCUCAGCAAGCUCCGGCGGGCGUCCGACUUCUACGUGGAGAUGAAGUGGGAGUUCACCAGCUGGGUGCCGCUGGUGUCCAAGGUGUGCCCCAGUGACGUGUACCGCGUGUGGAAGCGCGGCGAGAGCCUGCGGGUGGACACCACCCUGCUGGGCUUCGAGCACAUGACGUGGCAGCGCGGCCGCCGCAGCUACAUCUUCAAGGGGGAAGACGAGGGGGCCGUGGUGAUGGAGGUGGACCACGACAAGCAGGUGGUGUACACGGAGACGCUGGCGCUGGCCCUGCACGAGCCCGACCUGCUGCUGGCGGCCAUGCAGCCCACCGAGGAGCACGUGGCCGGCAGGCUCACCUCCCCCAUCGUCUCCACGCACCUGGACACCCGGAACAUCGCCUUUGAGAGGAACAAGUCUGGGAUCUGGGGCUGGCGCUCGGAGAAGAUGGAGGUGGUCAGCGGCUACGAGGCCAAGGUGUACAGCGCCAGUAACGUGGAGCUGGUCACCAAGACCAGGACGGAGCAUCUGUCGGACCAGGACAAGUCACGCAGUAAAGGCUCCAAGACCCCCUUCCACUCCUUCCUGGGCAUUGCACAGCAGCACGGCACCCACAACGGGGCGCCCGUGCUGCAGGCUGCCAGCCCCACCAACCCCACGGCCAUCACCCCCGAGGAGUACUUUGACCCCCACUUCGACCUCGAGACCCGCAACAUCGGGCGCCCCAUCGAGAUGUCCAGCAAAGUGCAGAGGUUCAAGGCGACGCUGUGGCUGUGCGAGCAGCACCCGCUGUCGCUGGCGGAGCAGGUGACGCCCAUCAUCGACCUCAUGGCCAUCUCCAACGCCCACUUCGCCAAACUGCGCGACUUCAUCACCCUCAAGCUGCCCCCCGGCUUCCCCGUCAAGAUCGAGAUCCCGCUGUUCCAUGUGCUCAACGCCCGCAUCACCUUCAGCAACCUGUGCGGGUGUGACCAGCCACUGGGCUCCGUGCGGAUCUGUGCCCCGCAGCAGCCCCCCGGCACCGACCCCCCCGGGCCCAGAGCCUGGCCGUUCCCGUGCGAGGUGGAGGCGGGGGUGUUCGAGGUGCCCGCGGGGUACACCGUGCUGGGCGCGGGGCGCAGCGAGCCCCUGCGGGACGAGGACGAUGACCUGCUGCAGUUCGCCAUCCAGCAGAGCCUGCUGGACGCCGGCACCGAGACCGACCAGGUGACCAUCUGGGAGGCGCUGACCAACACCCGCCCGGGCGCGGAGCCGCCGCCCUACGACGAGGACCUGCAGCUGGAGAGGGCCCUGCAGGAGAGCAUGCUGCUGCAGGCCAGGCCCAGCACCGAGCCCCCGGCCGCCGGGAGCCCCCCCGGCGCGGGUGGGGGGAGCCCCCCAGGCCCCCCCGAGUAUGGCAGCUUUGCGGAGCAGCUGCGCCUGGCCAUGGCCCUGUCGGAGCGGGAGCAGGAGGAGCGGGAGCGGCGGCGGCGUGAGGAGGACGAGGAGCUCCAGCGCAUCCUGCGCCUCUCCCUCACCGAAAAGUAGCACCAGGACAGGGACAUCCUGCACCGGGACAGGGAUGUCCCACGUGGGGUCACGCCACGCAGGGACGCAGAUGUCCCACGUGGGGACACACCCCUUGCAGGGACAGGGACACCCCACCCAGGGAACACCCCAGCGUGGGUACUGUCCUACACUGGGACACCCCAGUUUGGGCACAGCCCUGCCGGGGUGGCCCCCCCAUGAUGGGGACCCCCUGAUGUGGGCACAGCCCCCGCAUGGGGGAAUUUGAUCCAGGGAUCCUCCUACCCCCAGGACCCCCAGUCCAGGGCUCCUCUCCUGCCAGGCUCAAACCUCAGCCCAGGGACCCUCACCUGGGAACCCCCACCCCAGGAACACCCCAAUUCCUAGGUCCCCCUCCCCUGGGACCUCCCUCCUCCUCCUCUUUGGUGUUGUACCUUGACCCCCUGGGGGGCAGGAUGUCCCCAGGGGUCCCCGUGGGAUGUGGGUGACCCCUAUUUAAAGGCACUCCAGUUGGGGGGGGCGCUGCAGGGGUACCCCCUGGCCUCGUCCCUCGUUGCAGUGGGGGGAGCAGGGGCCCCGAAUGUCUGUACAUAUACAUAUACAUAUAUAUAUAUAUAUAUACACAAAAA
Messenger RNA from Myiozetetes cayanensis, 2506 nucleotides. It is a transcript of the gene ANKRD13D, whose product is annotated as ankyrin repeat domain 13D. Gene Ontology annotation, cellular component: cytoplasm. Gene Ontology annotation, molecular function: protein binding. Lineage: Eukaryota; Metazoa; Chordata; Aves; Passeriformes; Tyrannidae. The coding region runs from base 51 to 1898 and encodes 615 amino acids. The transcript has 15 exons. The record is from RefSeq and is a predicted model, not a curated record.